AUGUCAGUCGAAGCAAAAACAUUCACGAACAAAUCUAAUGGUGAAACAUUCACAAAAGGCACUUAUAACGGUAUUGAAGUCUUACGUAGAGACAAGGAUGGUUACAUUAAUGCAACAAAGAUGGCAAGAAAAGCAGGAAAGUUAAACCAUUUAAACAGAUUUCUCAAUAGUGCUAAAAUGCAGGAAAUUCUUGAGUUUUGGUUGAAAGAAUACGGUCGAGCCAAAAGUGGCUCAACCUCAAAACAAGCAUUUUAUGAGCUUACUAAGGGCGUUAUGAAUGAAUUCAAAGGUAUUUACAUACAUGCUGACCUCGUUCAUUUUUGUUGCUGA
Messenger RNA from Trichomonas vaginalis G3, 330 nucleotides. RefSeq lists its product as uncharacterized. The record is from RefSeq and is a predicted model, not a curated record. Bases 1 to 330 code for a protein of 109 amino acids. The transcript has a single exon. NCBI's taxonomy places the organism in Eukaryota, Parabasalia, Trichomonadida, Trichomonadidae. Gene Ontology annotation, molecular function: DNA binding.